CGGUAUCAAGAAGAAAAGUGUAAUUUUUGCGGUCUACCUCUCUCAGAUUUUGUUCGAACCAUCUAACACGGAAUGAAAUAAACACAACAAAUUUAAAAAAGUAAAACACAAAUAUGAAAUGGACAAUAAAUAUGAUUUUUUUUUUUUUGGUCAUUUUGAAGUUGGGACGAAUUUGAGACUGUCUCAUUAUCCAUAAUUUAAACAAAUAAAUAUAAACGAUUUCAAGAAAAAAAAAAAAAAAAAUGGACUUUCAUAUAAUUUCAAAAAAAAAAAAAACAAAACAAAACAAAUGAGCCUUUCUCUGUUAUCAUGAAUUGUUUCUCUCUCAUCAUUUGCCUUUUCUUUUUAUUCUCUCGCGCCACUCUUUUCUCCCUCCCUCAUCAUUUUUUCUCUCUCCAUCUCUCAUAAUCUCUUUCACUCCACGGUUUUCUCCCUCUCUCUGUCAACGACUCUCGAGCGAGACCUUGGCGAGAGGCGGCGCGGGGAGGAAGGGGAGGGAGUGGAGGCUGAGGUCGGCGGCGAUGGCAGAUUUGAAAGAGCGGACGGAGGAGUCGAGGCAGAGGACGAGCUGCCAGGUGCGCCGGUGGUGGUGGUGGCACCACCGACUAUGGCGGUGUAGGUGGUCGUUCAUUCGCCGGAAUACAUGGUGGUGGUGGUUGUAGGGGAUGGUGGUAAUGGCGCCGCCGGUAGUGGUGGUGUUUGUGUUAACGAUUACACAAAAAAGAGACCCAUUGUCUAAAAUUGACUAAAAUAAUGAAGUCUAUAUCAGUUCACACUUCACCUUCAUCCCCUUAUUCACAUAACUUCAUUACGUUCACAUCUCUUUCUUGCAAGUCGUAACCCUAAUUGGGUAAGACUUGCAAGAAACGGGCAACUUGUUUUGAAUGUUUCUUAGGAGAAAAUUACCCAAGAAGAAACUGAUUAACUCAAAAAGAAAAAGGAAAUCAAAACAAGUUACAGUCAAUUUGCAGAUACGGGCUUAAGCCUUUCAUCUUCCUGAGGAAGUAUUCAAAUACCCACUACCAAAAGCAAGCUGUUGAAAUAGGGUUAAAAAAAAAUAAAAAAUAAAAAAUAAUAAAAAAACACUGUAGUUAUUGACUUUGAAUUUUUGAUGAGCCAUUUAUAUUAUUUUUUCAAAGAGAUAUUUAUUUGAUGGUGAUUUUUUGUAUUGAUGAGAAUAAAUAAGUUAUUUAUCAAUAUACAUUCAUAAAAUGAUAGAUAUACUACAGGCAUUUGCAAAAGUGGGAAGAGUUGGUGACUUGGUGUAGAAUGCUAUUAUUGACUAAUUGCAUUUGUAUGUGUGAACACAAUAGAAUUAAAUGACAAAACAAGUGUCAUUAAGAAAAUUUCUUGUGCUGAAGGUUUCAGCUAAUGAAUAUUAUUUUUUUCGAACUGUUCAGCUAAUGAAUAUUGGAAAGUGAAAUAAAUAGCUUUUUAGAUUUGAACUUCAUAAUAUUUUGGUAAUGGGUUCAAGAAUUCAGGUGUUUAUGGUGGUUAUUUCCAUCCAAAUAUUGGUUAUAGCAGCGCAGCAGCCUAAUCAAGAUUAUGCUGCAUUAAAGGCACUCAUGUCCGGCAUGAAGAACACACCACCCAGUUGGGUAAGCUUCGAUCCAUGUGGUGAUAAUUGGGAAGGCAUUACAUGUACCGAUUCACGUGUGACUUCGAUAACAUUAGCAAGCAUGAAUUUGACUGGACAGCUGUCUGGAGACCUCCAAAACUUAUCUGAAUUACAGACUCUGGACCUUUCAUACAACAAGGGUUUGACAGGAUCUAUUCCUCCAAUUGGAAAUUUGAAGAACUUGUCCAACUUAAUCUUAAUUGGUUGCAGUUUCAGUGGUCCGAUUCCAGACACUAUAGGAUCUCUAACACAGCUGGUUUUUCUGUCUCUAAAUUCCAACAGCUUCACCGGAUCAAUACCACCUUCCAUUGGAAACUUAUCAAAACUUUAUUGGUUGGAUCUAGCUGAUAACAAGCUUACAGGAACCAUCCCAGUCUCUAAUGGGGCCACACCUGGUCUAGAUAUGCUUGUUCAUACGAAGCACUUUCAUUUUGGAAUAAAUCAGCUCUCUGGUGAAAUCCCAUCCCAGCUUUUUAGCUCAAACAUGACGCUAAUACAUUUGCUUCUCGAGAACAACAAUCUCACUGGCGAAAUCCCUGCUACUUUGGGACUUGUGCAGUCGCUGGAGGUAGUACGCCUUGAUAGAAACUCAUUAAAUGGAUCCGUCCCAUCAAACCUCAACAACCUCUCGCAUGUCAGUGAGCUGUACUUGUCCAAUAAUAAACUGACUGGUCCUGUUCCCAAUCUUACUGGCAUGAAUUCCCUCAACUAUGUGGACAUGAGCAAUAAUACUUUUGACAUAUCAGAUGUUCCUCCGUGGUUUUCAACCAUACAGUCUUUGACAACACUAAUGAUGGAACAAACACAACUUCAAGGAGAACUUCCAAUUGCCCUUUUUAGCCUUCCUCAACUGCAGACUGUCAUACUGAGGAAAAAUAAGAUAAAUGGCACCUUGGACAUUGGUUCCCCCUACAGCAACCAACUUCAAGUAGAUUUGCAAGACAAUCUCAUUGAUGCCUUCAGACAAAGAACGGGAUACAACAUUGAGUUAAUACUUGUAAACAACCCAAUUUGUAAGGAAACAACAGCAACUACAGAACCAUACUGCACCAUUACACAAUCCAACUCCACAUAUUCAACACCUGAAAAUAACUGUUUGCCUGUAAAGUGCAGUUCAGAUCAAAUUUCCAGUCCCAACUGUAAAUGUGCAUAUCCAUACAUGGGCACUCUAUUCUUCAGAUCUCCUUCCUUCUCCAACCUGAGAAACACUAGUAUCUAUGAAAUUCUCCACAACGCUCUACUGGAAUCUUUUCAGUCAAGUCUUCUCCCAGUGGAUUCGGUUUCUCUGAGAAAUCCAACUACAAAUUUGAAUGAUUACCUUGAAUUGAGACUGGAGGUUUUUCCAUCUGGUCAAGACCGUUUCAAUCGGACAGCAAUUCUUGAAAUUGCGUUCGUACUAAGCAACCAAACAUUCAAACCCCCACCCGAGUUUGAACCCUUCUAUUUCAUUGCUGACCCAUCAUACGAUUUUGCAGGAGAAGCAUCUUCUGCAACAAACUCUCAUACUGGCAUUAUCAUUGGAGCAGCAGCCGGGGCAUCUGUCCUUGUGCUAUUAUUACUCCUUGCAGGGUUUUAUGCUUUCCAUCAAAAGAAAAGAGCUGAAAGAGCUAACAAACAAAACAAUCCUUUUGCAUCCUGGGAUCCAAAUAAAAACAGUGGUAGCAUUCCACAGUUGAAAGGAGCAAGAUGUUUUUCAUUUGAAGAACUUAAGAAAUGCACUAACAAUUUUUCAGACGCCAACAGCGUCGGAUCUGGUGGUUAUGGGAAGGUAUAUAGAGGAACUCUUGCCACUGGGCAGCUGGUUGCCAUCAAAAGAGCUCAACAGGGAUCAAUGCAGGGUGGGCUUGAGUUCAAAACUGAGAUUGAGCUUCUAUCGAGGGUUCAUCACAAGAAUGUUGUCAGCCUUGUGGGUUUCUGUUUCGAGCAAUGUGAACAAAUGCUGGUCUAUGAGUUUAUUCCAAAUGGUUCACUGACGGAUAGUCUUUCAGGGAAGUCGGGAAUUAGAUUGGAUUGGGUGCGGAGACUCCGAGCAGCCCUUGGAGCUGCAAGAGGUUUGCAAUAUCUGCAUGUUCAUGCCGACCCUCCGAUUAUUCACAGAGACAUCAAAUCAAAUAAUAUCUUACUGGAUGAGCGCUUAAAUGCAAAAGUUGCUGAUUUUGGUCUCUCCAAGCUUAUGGGUGACCCAGAAAAGAGUCAUGUCAGCACUCAAGUCAAAGGGACAAUGGGCUACUUGGAUCCUGAAUAUUACAUGACCCAACAGUUGACGGAGAAGACUGACGUGUAUAGUUUUGGAGUGCUACUGCUGGAGUUGAUAACCGGAAGAGGUCCCAUCGAGAAAGGAAAAUACAUCGUGAGAGAGGUGAAGCGAGCAAUGGAUAAGACGAAAGAUCUAUACAACCUUCACGAAAUUCUUGAUCCGGCCAUUGGUUUGGCCACCUCACUGAAAGGUUUAGAGAAGUUCGUGGAUCUGGCAAUGAGUUGCGUUGCAGAAUCAGGAACUGACAGGCCUACAAUGAGUGAAGUGGUGAAAGAGAUCGAGAACAUCAUGCAGUUGGCUGGUUUGAAUCCCAAUGCUGAAUCAGCAUCCACUUCGGUGAGUUAUGAAAGCACGAGUAAGGGAUUCGAGCACCCUUACAGUAAUGAGAACCUCUUUGCCUACAGUGGGGGUUUUGUUCCUCCAAAGUUGGAGCCCCAGUGAGUAUCUCCAUGCAUUUUGAAUGCUCAAAAUUGGCUGCAGUUAGCUGGUUCUCUGACUUUAUUUGAGUAUGUGUAAUUGCCUAGAGCCUGUGAUACUUUUACGACAUCUAAGAUCCAAACUUUAAUUGAGUGUGUUGCAAAUCUUGGAUACUUUAUAGAAAUGAGCAAGAAUAAGUAACUAUAUUUCAAUUGAUUUGUUGUAAAUUUUUCAUGGAAUGCGCUAUUGCUUCUGGUACACUGCCAAGAUUCGGGUGGCAAUUUGUAA
Molecule: messenger RNA, 4580 nt
Organism: Cornus florida
Lineage: Eukaryota; Viridiplantae; Streptophyta; Magnoliopsida; Cornales; Cornaceae
Product: leucine-rich repeat receptor protein kinase HPCA1-like
Exons: 19
Coding region: 1464-4316 (950 amino acids)
Biological process (GO): protein phosphorylation
Molecular function (GO): protein binding; protein kinase activity; ATP binding
Source: RefSeq, a predicted model, not a curated record